Messenger RNA from Schizophyllum commune H4-8, 1626 nucleotides. RefSeq lists its product as uncharacterized. The coding region runs from base 225 to 1400 and encodes 391 amino acids. The record is from RefSeq and is a predicted model, not a curated record. NCBI's taxonomy places the organism in Eukaryota, Fungi, Basidiomycota, Agaricomycetes, Agaricales, Schizophyllaceae. The transcript is spliced from 7 exons.
CGACCUUCAUGAUCGCUUCAGCGAUGAUUUUGCGAGGCAACUGCACCGAUACUCUCCCAGAGGACGUAAAGGAAGAGGGCGGAGGCGCUUCGUGCUAUCAAACGGUCGCAGCGCCGGGGGGACGCGUAGUCAAGGAAUCAAAAUGCCGAACUUCGGUUGACCACAUUUAUUGAACGGACUGAGCUUUCGCGUUCUGCGGCUUGCGCCCGCGAUUGACAUGCAUCAUGGCUGAUACAGAGGACCUGCCUUUGCCGGAGCCGAUCGACGCGGAAGACGAGCAAUUCAAGAUACUCGCUCUACCGAGACCAUUUAUCCCCUAUUCCCUAGAGGAAAUUCGCCAGGAGAUCACUGAAUCCAUCGAUUCUAAGCUGCGCGCGAGUAGGAUAUCACUGUAUCCUGCUGUUGCGCUUCCGCUCUGUGUAUUGUCAUCUCUCGCCUCCAGCGGCGUAAAUGGCUUCACCGUGCGCGUCGUAACGAACAAUGUUGGCAUCUAUGCCUUCUUCCCAGCGUUUGUCUCUAGCUGGGCCGAAGCCAACGCUUUCCGCGCGAAUAUGCCUCUCGCCGAGCUACUAGAGGUCCACAGACAGCUGCGCAACGAUCCGAUCGUUCACAGCCGCAUCAGUCACUGGUACUAUGGAGUGUUUUGUGGUGUGGCACUAGGGCUCUUCCGAAAGGUCCACGUAUACCCCCUUCCCAAGGGCGCACUCAGCAUAGUCAAUGAGUGCGCAACCCGGCUAUUCUCCAUCCUCGAGACCGCUGUGUUUUUGGGCAGCAGCCUUGGCGUAUACUAUUUCUACGCUAAACAGCUUCGCUCCACAAAUGUGCGAGCUGCGCUGUUUGAGAGAAUGCAAUCGGUAGUGCAACACAGCGCGUGGUACAGAGACUACGCUUCGAUGCAGGCGUCAUCUGCAUUGAAGAUCGCCGCUACGUCUUCCUUGGUGGCGAUACCAACUGCAUUGGGAUCCGCUGCCACCAAUGCUUCUUCUCUGCGUUUUGUCAGGCUGUAUGCUCGUCGGGCAGGAUUUUGGGGCGGCCUAGGGAUUCUGACCGCUAUGCCGAUGACGCACGACUUGCUCGUAGAAGGCAUCGCGACGUCCAGCAUACUACAAGAAUUUAGAGCUGCUCUGCGAAGCGACACCUCUCGGGCUUGGGACAAGCAUAUCCUCUGCGGGGCAUUUUUUGGAGGGUCGGUCGUGCCAUUCUUGAUCAGACGUGCGCCCAGGAUUCACAUCAUGCGCGAUUUCGUGCGUGCCGGGCAGUUCAUACGCUCGCCGCGCAACGUCUUCGUCCUCGGAAGCGCCAGCAUCAUGGCAGGAGGCAGUCUUGGCUCAUUGGCGUUCAUCGCGCGCCACCUGCUCAGGUCAAGCUCCAAUGGUGGCGAUGAUGGUCCUCGUCCAUAAGUAGUGGAAUGUGUUGCUUGUAUUCGGUGAAUGAUUCGAGCCAUCUCUCCUCAUAAUUCAGACGCAUAUCCUUCAUCGGUCUCACUGACUCGAGUACCACCCGCAGCACGUGUUCGCACACCGAUCAGAAACUAUAUGAACUUACAAGCCGCGCCGACGCGUUUGCUGGCCGAGCUCUGGCACUUCUGCUCCGCUCAGACUGCGCUGUUCCGACGACGUAAAAGAA